Molecule: messenger RNA, 501 nt
Organism: Tetrahymena thermophila SB210
Lineage: Eukaryota; Ciliophora; Oligohymenophorea; Hymenostomatida; Tetrahymenidae
Exons: 1
Source: RefSeq, a predicted model, not a curated record
AUGAGUAUUAAUUCUAACAGUAAUAAAUAGUAUACAAAAUUUUCCAAAGCAGAUGGAGGAUAUUAUGAUAUUUAUAGAUAGAUUAAUAAAAAUUUAUACGAAAAAUAUUCUUCAAGCUAAAAUUAUUACUAUACUCGUGAAGUCAACGAAAUUCUUUUCAGAUAGGAAAAUACCAGAAGCUGGAUUCGCUACAAAGAUUUUUGUCAGUUUGAUGAUGAUACAGAAUAAUAUUUCCAAGAGUUCUACAAAAUUGUGCUUUACGAUAAAAAAAUAACCUAUCUAACAGAAUAUUAUAAAUUCCACAAUGACAUUCCUCGCAUGUUUAUGGAACCCCUUUGUCACAUUAUGAAUUACUAUCACGAUAAGUAGCGUAAAAUAAAAUAUGUAAAAAUUACACGUAUGCUGCAAAUGCAACAACAACAAUAGUAGUAGAAAAAUUAAUAAAAUUUAAAUUAGCAGUAAUUGGAAAAUGGUUGUGCUGAAGAUAAGGUGUAAACUUGA